Molecule: messenger RNA, 2460 nt
Organism: Stegastes partitus (bicolor damselfish)
Lineage: Eukaryota; Metazoa; Chordata; Actinopteri; Pomacentridae
Product: taste receptor type 1 member 1-like
Exons: 6
Coding region: 1-2460 (819 amino acids)
Biological process (GO): G protein-coupled receptor signaling pathway
Cellular component (GO): plasma membrane
Molecular function (GO): G protein-coupled receptor activity
Source: RefSeq, a predicted model, not a curated record
AUGAAACAUCUUCUUGUCCCUCUGUGUCUGCUGGGAUCUCUUUUACAUCCAUUGACUCGAUGCACUGCCGCAACCUCUGAGUUUCACCUGGAAGGAGAUUAUUGGAUUGGUGGACUUUUUGAUAUCCAUCAUGCCAUCAGCCCUACUCAUCAUGCCAGACCAGAAGCAAUCGACUGUUCCAUUCAACCCUUCAGCCUCUCAAAUUAUCGGAAGUUUCAGCUGAUGAGAUUCUCCGUGGAGCAGAUCAAUAACUCCACCAGCCUACUGCCUAAUUUAUCUCUCGGCUAUGACAUAUUUGACCACUGCUCAGAUACGCAGAGUUUCUCAGGAAUUUUGAAACUCAUCUCAGUCAAUGACUUGAUCCAUCCUUGGGAUGAAAAUCACAAGAAUCUGUCCAAAAUUAUAGCAGUGGUCGGUCCGUUUACAAGCACUCAUUCCCUGACUGUCGCCCCGCUCUUCAUGGCGGAUCUCAUUCCAAUGGUCAACUAUGGAUCCUCGAGUUCUGAAUUUUCAAUAAAAAUGAAAUACCCCUCUUUCCUGCGGACAGUGCACCCCAAUAAAGACACCAUAGAAGUGAUUGUUAACAUGGUGCUGCACUUCAACUGGCGCUGGGUUGCUUUCCUUUACAGUGAUAAUGAUUUUGGAACUGAUGGAUUGGACUUGUUCAGAAAGAGGAUAAAGGAUACUAAUAUCUGCCUGGCAUACAGCAAAGGCCUCAGCGACAACACAAACAACUCCCUAGUGUUCAAACAGACAGAAGCACAGAAGAUAAAUGUAUAUAUUGUGUUUUCUCCUGAACUGACCGCUGAAGCUCUCAUUGAAGCAGCAAUACAACUGAACGUCACAAACAAGGUGUGGAUAGCAGGAGAAAGCUGGUCCUUAAGCAAAAAGCUCGCCCGCAUGAAAGGAAUCAAAAACAUUGGAACUGUCCUUGGGGUGUCUCAGCCAGUGGUAUCAAUACCUGGUUUCACUGAUUUUAUCUAUUCUACCAAGAGCCAGAGGCGUUGGGAAAACACAGAACAACAGAGGUUUUGCAAUCAGAAUUGCAACUGCAGUGACCCGAGUGCUGAGGAUAUCCUGACUGUGAACCCAACUUACUCUUUUCCUGUUUAUUCUGCCAUAUAUGCCAUCGCCCACGCCUUGCACAAUACCUUACAAUGUGGAACUGGGAGAUGUAAUAAAAAUAUGACAGUGUACCCACAUAAGGUCCUGGAAGAGCUGAAGAAGUCAAACUUCACACUUUUAAACCGGACCAUUCAGUUUGAUGAGAACGGUGACAUCAGGUUCGGCUUAUACGCCAUCGUUUUCUGGGACCACAGCGGUGAUGCACAGGAGAUCGGCUUUUAUCAGUUUCACCCGUUGCACUUCGUCAUCAACGACACCAAAAUCAAGUGGUUCGCUAAUGGAGAAGUGCCAACUUCACUGUGUUCCCCAGAAUGUUCCGAAGGAUACGAGAAAAAACAAAAUGGAAUCCACGAAUGUUGCUUCACUUGUGAAUUGUGUCCAAAUGGAACUUACAUCAACAGCACAGAGGAUCCCUACACCUGCAUCGACUGCAAGGACUCAGAAUGGUCUGCAGAGGGAAGCACAUCCUGCAAUCUGCGGCUGGUGGAGUUCAUACCGUUCACAGACAGCGGGGCCAUACUGAUCAUGCUCGCUGCCGUGGCCUUGGUGGGCCUCACGUUAGUUGUGUCUGUUCUCCUUGUCGUCAACUACAACACACCUGUUGUCAGAUCUGCUGGAGGACCGAUGUGCUUCCUGAUCUUAGGCUGCCUCAGUCUGUGCAGCAUCAGUGUUUUCUUUUACUUUGGGAAGCCGACAGUUCCUUCUUGUGUCUUAAGGUUUUUGCCAUUUUUCUUGUUCUACAAUGUUUGUCUGGCGUGCUUUGUUGUGCGCUCUUUUCAGAUUGUUUGCAUUUUCAAAAUCGCUGCCAAGUUCCCCAAACUCCAAACUUGCUGGAUGAAAUAUCACGGACAGUGGCUGGUCAUCAUUGUGGCGUUUACAGCUCAGGCGCUCAUACUUAUUAUUGGCUAUUCCUAUGCUCCCCCAAAACCUUACAAUGAAACAAUAUGGUACCCAGAACAAAUCAUACUUAGCUGUGACAUUGACUUUAAAGCAGUACUGGGUUCUGUGAUUUUACUUGCAACUUUGUGCGUCCUUUGCUUUAUUUUCUCCUACAUGGGAAAAGACCUGCCGAAAAACUACAACGAGGCCAAAGCCAUAACCUUCUGCCUCCUGCUGCUGAUCCUCACAUGGAUCAUCUUUGCCACCGUGUACAUGCUCUAUCGUGGCAAGUACAUCCAAAUUCUGAACGCCCUGGCUGUACUCUCCAGUCUCUACUGCUUUCUGUUGUGGUACUUUUUUCCAAAAUGUUACAUCAUCGUGUUUCAACCUCAAAAAAAUACGCCGCAGUACUUCCAAGGUCUCAUUCAGAAUUACACCAAAACUAUCAGUCAGUAG